Scophthalmus maximus (turbot) is the source of this 1594-nucleotide messenger RNA. It is a transcript of the gene uck1, whose product is annotated as uridine-cytidine kinase 1. Gene Ontology annotation, cellular component: cytosol; cytoplasm. Gene Ontology annotation, molecular function: ATP binding; kinase activity. The transcript has 7 exons. Lineage: Eukaryota; Metazoa; Chordata; Actinopteri; Pleuronectiformes; Scophthalmidae. Bases 101 to 928 code for a protein of 275 amino acids. The record is from RefSeq and is a predicted model, not a curated record.
UCUCGCGAGAGCGGCGCUGUGUUUUCGCUAUCGAUAGCAUAGCUAGCAUCUGGGUUGGCUACCUACAUUCCCUGCAGUCUUCCGUCUCUGUUGGACCGCAAUGGACGCCCUCGGAGCCCCAGGCGACGCGGAGAGGCCAGGGCACAGUCCUUUCUUAAUCGGGGUCAGCGGAGGCACCGCCAGCGGCAAGUCAACAGUUUGCGCCAAGAUCAUGGAGCUCCUGGGCCAGAACAAGGUGGACCACCGCCAGCGGAAGGUGGCUAUCAUCAGCCAGGACUGCUUCUACAGAGUCCUGACUCCGGAGCAGAAGGCGAAGGCGCUGAAGGGCCAGUACAACUUCGAUCACCCCGAGGCAUUCGACAACGAUUUGAUGUACAAAACUUUGAAGGACAUUGUGGAGGGAAAGGUGGUUGAAGUGCCAACAUAUGACUUCGUCACCCAUUCCAGGUUGGAAGACAGGAUCACGGUUUACCCAGCCGACGUGGUCCUCUUCGAGGGGAUCCUGGUUUUCUACCCCCAGAAAGUGCGCGACAUGUUUCACAUGAAGCUCUUUGUGGACACAGACUCAGACGUUAGACUGUCUCGCAGAGUUCUCCGGGACAUGAACAGGGGCAGAGACCUUGAGCAGAUCCUCACGCAGUAUACAACGUUUGUCAAGCCUGCUUUUGAGGAAUUUUGUUUGCCUACUAAAAAGUACGCAGACGUCAUCAUUCCGAGGGGAGUUGACAAUAUGGUGGCCAUCAACCUCAUCGUGCAGCACAUCCAGGACAUUCUGAGCGGAGACCUCUGCAAAUGGCAGCGGGGGUCCAUGAACGGCAACGGGCGGGGCUUCAAGCGGGCCAUUUCCGACCAGGGGGACCUGCAGAGCGGUGCCGCCAAUCCCCAAGGAAAGAGGGUCCUGCUGGAGCCCAGCAGUCGGCCUCACUGACGCAUGGGGCGGAUGGACGGACGUGUCCCGACUGUGAAGAUGAGCUUUGAUUCGGGAUCGCUGCUACCGAUUCGAGCAGAGGAGGGGUCGGCAACUGCGACACUGGUCUCACCUUCUCUCUGCAGCCGUUUUUAAAAAUAUCCACAGUAACAAUAUCGCAAGCACUCGGUGCUGCAAACUUCGUAAUUUUAUUGUUAUUGUUGCUGCAUAGCAAAUCUGCUGUUGCUUUUCACAUGUAACAGUCUUCCAUGAUAUCGAUAACGUUUCUUGUUGUUUUAACGGUGGUCAGAUAUUUACUGAAAAGGAAGGUAAUGUAGUCGAGGCGAGGAUGUGUUUUUAAAAUGUGUAAUUUUCCGUUGUGCUUCUGCACUUUGAGUUUGACCUUAUGAGCUUUUGCUUUUUUGUUGCUUUAAUGGAGAUUAAUAUAUUUAUAUUCUAUAUUAUAUUACUAAUACUUAAUGCAUUGUAGUUAUUUGCUGCUUUCCCCGUUUCUGUUUUUAAAUAAUUUAUUAAAAUAGGUCCAGAUGUUUGUGUUAUCACACCUACCUGUAGUUUGAUAUCGAGUGCUUCCUUUUGAUUAUUUAAUGCGGAACACAUGCCUUAACUUUUUCUUCUUAAGUUCAUGUUCCAUGCACCAUUCUGUAAAACAAUAAAUGGAAAUUGUUA